Messenger RNA from Centruroides sculpturatus (bark scorpion), 1479 nucleotides. It is a transcript of the gene Phm, whose product is annotated as peptidylglycine alpha-hydroxylating monooxygenase-like. Gene Ontology annotation, cellular component: extracellular region. Gene Ontology annotation, molecular function: oxidoreductase activity, acting on paired donors, with incorporation or reduction of molecular oxygen, reduced ascorbate as one donor, and incorporation of one atom of oxygen; copper ion binding. The record is from RefSeq and is a predicted model, not a curated record. Bases 92 to 1135 code for a protein of 347 amino acids. The transcript is spliced from 11 exons. Lineage: Eukaryota; Metazoa; Arthropoda; Arachnida; Scorpiones; Buthidae.
UUUACGUCAUCGUCAACAGUUGCCAUGUCUGCAUGACUGUAGGCAACCUUAUGCGAACGUUUUCGAUCGAUAUUUCAAAUAUUCGAUCAACAUGGAGAAACAUAUGUUAGUUUUUGCCAUUUUUUUAACACAGUAUUCAUCAUUAUGUUUUAAUUACAAAAAAUUACCACUGUUAAUGCCCGAUGUACAACCAAAGCAGAAAGAAACUUAUUUAUGUGUAGCUUAUAAAAUGAAUAAGAACGAACACGAAAAUAUAGUUAAAUUCGAACCUAACGCAACAAUGCACGUCGCUCAUCAUAUUUUGAUUUACGGUUGCCUCGAACCCGGUUACGUUCAAAGAGACACACCCAGAUUUGUUUGGAACUGUGGCGAAAUGGCGGGUUCCAAAUCGGAAUAUGUUUCAGCGCCCACAUGUGCAUCAGGCUCUCAGGUUAUAUAUGCCUGGGCUCGUGAUGCACCACCACUGGAUUUACCCGAUGGUGUGGGCUUCAAAGUAGGAAAAGGAAGCGGAAUUAAUUAUUUAGUUCUACAAGUUCAUUAUGCAGACGUUACUCGAUUUAUAAAUGGAGGAACAGAUAAUUCUGGAAUAAUUAUAACGUUACUUCCUGGUACUGAUCCAAGUGUUACGAAACGAGCCGGAGUGUACUUAUUAGGAACGGGUGGCUACGCUCGUCCUGAAUCAGAAGAACGGUUUGAAACAGCUUGUAAAAUUGAUAAACCACUUAUUCUUCAUCCGUUUGCUUUUAGGACGCAUACACAUGCCCUUGGUAAAGUGGUUUCUGGUUAUGUUAUUAAAGGAAAAGAUGGAAGCUGGAAAUUAAUAGGAAAACAUAAUCCUUUAGAACCUCAGAUGUUUUAUCCGGUGGAAGACAAAAAUUUAAUUAUUGAACAAGGCGAUGUAUUGGCCGCUAGAUGUACAAUGUACAAUUUUAGAGAUCGAAUAACAUCCGUUGGAGCAACUGCCGAAGACGAGAUGUGUAAUUUCUAUAUGAUGUAUUACGUAAACGGAAAUGAUAUUUUAGAUGACAAAUAUUGUUUCUCCAUGGGUCCUCCCGGAUAUUACUGGAAGAAUGAUAUAUUGAUAGAUAAAAUUCCUGAAUGGGUUGAAGAAGAUGCAAGUUCAUUAAGAAAAUGAAAUUGUGAUUAUCUUCCUAUUUACUGUUGUAAAAACAAACAACUAUUACAUAAUAAUUUUUAACUAGUUAUUUAUUUAUUUAUGUAAAAGUUUUUUGAAAUAUUUCUCUAUUAUUAUAUUAAAUAUAAAAGAAAAACACAAAAUUCUAAUCCAAAAAUGUUAUCUUUUAAGGUUUUAAAGUUCCUGAAUUUUAUUUACGAGAAACUUCCUUUUUUUCAGUCUAAAAACUGUAAUUUAAUGUCAAAUAUAUUUUAAUUUUUUCAAAAAGAAUGUAAAUAAAAUAUAUUUAUGAAUUACUGAAAUUAAUUUGAUUUGUUGAAUUAAGAAGUACAGUAUGUUUAAGA